GAAGUCUUCGUGCUCUCUAGACUCCACUCUCCACUCUCCAGAGCAUCGGCCUUCUGCUUAUAGAUAUAUAAUUGGCUGCUAGCUUUCCCGACGUCACCCUAAUUUUCUCUAGAGAAAAACAGAGAGAUGGGAAGAGCUCCUUGUUGUUCUAAGGUUGGGUUGCAUAGAGGUCCAUGGACUCCUAGAGAAGACACAUUGCUUACCAAGUAUAUUCAAGCUCAUGGAGAAGGUCACUGGAGAUCUAUGCCUAAAAGAGCUGGCCUGCUUAGGUGUGGAAAGAGCUGCCGACUAAGAUGGAUGAACUACCUAAGACCAAAUAUAAAGAGAGGGAACAUAAGCCCUGAUGAGGAUGACCUUAUUAUCCGACUACAUUCGCUUCUCGGCAACCGAUGGUCUCUCAUUGCGGGCAGGCUUCCAGGCCGAACUGAUAACGAGAUAAAGAAUUAUUGGAACACCCAUCUCAGUAAAAAACUCAGAAGCCAAGGAACCGACCCGAAUACCCACAAAAAGCUGUCGGAGACAGCCCAAUUAGGAUCAAAGAGGAAGAACAACAGCAGCAGCAGCAGCAACAACAACAACAACAACAACAAAAGCAAGAGCAGGAAGCAGAAGAGCAAGAGUAUAGCAAAUCUAGAGCCAGAGAAGCAAAAGGUUCAUCUCCCGAAGGCGACAAGGGUUAAUUCUUUUCGGAUACCAAGAAAUGAAAGCUUUGAUUGCAAUACAAUUAGUGGGUCUUCGGACCAAGCAAGAGAAGGAUCAAAAGUGGUAAAUAUUAUUCCUUGGAGCGAGUUGAUCAAAGACAGUGCUGAAAAUGGGAUCGGGUUUCUUGUUGGCGGUCAUGAUCAAGAUCAUGGUCUUGUCAACGGCUCAAAUUUUGAGUGCCCUUCUCAUAUACCCACAGGCGAGAACACGCUAGAGAAGCUGUAUGAGGAAUAUUUUCUAGAACUUCUCAAGCCAGAAGAAAGCCAAGUUGAAUUAGACGCCUUUGCGGAAUCGUUAUUGAUCUGAAAAAGAAAGGGAAAAAAGCAACGUACGUAGGGGCGCAUGUGUCGAAGGGAGGAUUAAGGUUUCACCGUGAGAUCCAAAAAGCGUUUGAAUCUUAGGUUCACGUGCUCACCUUCACCUUCUGGCCAGCUUAAUUAGGUUAGAAUUAAUUAAACAAUUAAUAAUGGUUCCACGUACGUCUAGAACGGGUCAUAAUUAAUAAAACAAUCGUCAAUAGUGAAUGUGCCAUAAUAAUACAAUCGUGAUAGUGACGUUUGACGGUGCUUAA
Alnus glutinosa is the source of this 1273-nucleotide messenger RNA. RefSeq names its product myb-related protein 308-like. The record is from RefSeq and is a predicted model, not a curated record. Lineage: Eukaryota; Viridiplantae; Streptophyta; Magnoliopsida; Fagales; Betulaceae. The transcript has 2 exons. The coding region runs from base 127 to 1008 and encodes 293 amino acids.